UCGAACUUCAGCCAUGCGUAGAAGGCGGUAGCUCCAGUGGGCACCAUGUGAGUUGUAGUCCGUCGGAGUCCUCAAUCAGCGGCAAGGCUCGACACAGAGGAGCGCUGAAAGUGAGAGGAUUCCCGUCCCGUUGGCGGAGGCGAUGCGUCUUGCAGCCUUGCUAGCCGCUGCGGCCAAGGUACCGAGGGGCUACCGGUAUGGUACCAACCGCCCCUGGACGACGGCAGCACAAAGGAUGAACCCUCCUGGCAGACAGCGCAGGAAGGUGUUUGUGGAGCCCAUCCAGGAGUGGACUGUAUUCCGGGGAGACACGGUGGAAAUCCUCAAAGGGAAAGAUGCUGGCAAGCAGGGAAAGGUGAGCCAGGUCAUCCGAGCUCGCAACUGGGUGAUUCUGGAGGGGCUGAACACGCACUACCGUUACAUUGGACGGACGGGCGAGUACAGGGGGACAUAUAUCGCCAGCGAGGCACCGCUGCUGGUGACUGAUGUGGCUCUUGUUGACCCCAGUGACCGGAAACCAACUGCCAUUGAAUGGAAGUUCACAGAGGAGGGGGAGAAGGUUCGAGUCUCCACGCGGUCCGGACGCAUCAUUCCCAAACCCGUAUUCCAGAGGAAGGAUGGGAUCGUGCCCGAGCAGUGGAAGGAUGGGCCGAAGGACACCAGCGUUGAGGAUGCGUUGUCCACCUCCUACACUCCUGCCCUGAAAACCUUCGAGGAAGACAUCAUGGAGAAGAUGGGCGUUGUUGAGACUGCCCGGCACCGCAAGUCCUUCUGGUACUGAUCACCGGCUUGAAUGGAAGUUGCAGACUUUUAUUAAAUUAAAUCAUUCCUUUCCA
Molecule: messenger RNA, 836 nt
Organism: Mobula hypostoma (lesser devil ray)
Lineage: Eukaryota; Metazoa; Chordata; Chondrichthyes; Myliobatiformes; Myliobatidae
Gene: mrpl24
Product: mitochondrial ribosomal protein L24
Exons: 6
Coding region: 143-781 (212 amino acids)
Biological process (GO): translation
Cellular component (GO): mitochondrion; ribosome
Molecular function (GO): RNA binding; structural constituent of ribosome
Source: RefSeq, a predicted model, not a curated record